CUUUCAGUUCAGCUACAAGCAUCAUCUAGUCUCAAAGAAAUAUCUACAAGAAUGAAGUUCAUCAUCCUCCUGUCCAUUUGCUUUGCCGUCAGUCAUCAACAAUAUCGUGAGCAGAUAUUGAUGCUCCGCCCUUGGGUGUCACAAUUUUAUCCAACUACUUAUGGCGAUUACCUUCCGGACAUCCGUAAAGGAAUCCAUGGCGAUUCGAGAAUCAAUCCCAUCUUCUUCCGCACCAACGAGGACCAGAUGGAUCCAAAAUCGCCGGGCAAUCAGUACGAAUCCAACGGAUAUGUCCAGUCCAGGAACAAGAACAUGGUGCAGCAACGGCCAGCACUGCUCCCGAUCCAGGAUCAAAUCAACAAACGAUUUUUCGACGGCAACACUCGACAUAAUUUCCUGACCAGAGCUGCCACCUUCACCAUCACUUCCACCUGCACAUCCAUCGCCUUCUCGUCGUGCAUUCCUCGCGGUAAUUUACUUCCGGUGGCUCCGGCCGCUGUUCCCAACUGCCGGAGAAAGCGUGAGCUCCUAGCAGAAGACGAUGGCCAAUUUCCCAUCAAUCCUACAGAAGUUGGACUGGUGUUGUCUACCGUUCUGCCAAGGGCAACCAACGAAAUGAUGGCUGACGACCGUGAAUCCACGACUAUCGAAAUCAUUUCGUCGAAGGAAGAUAUUAGCACAGGAUCGCCAGCAGCCAACUCGGAAGGGGAUCAAAAACUGAAAGUGAAACGAUUUUUCUACUGGCCGAAUUACAUCAGCACGGUGACGACGACUACCUGGUCGGUGGUUUCGACUGAACUGACACGGACUUUUGUACCCGGUGUCAAUUUGGACUGCCUGCCACCAGGUUACAAGGUUUGCCCCCAAGCCGGAUAAACAUAUUAUAAUCCGCCUCUCUUGUUAGACUUUUCAACGUUUUGCUUAUUAUUAUGACGCACUUUUCCAAUGCUAAUUUCCCAUUAAAUUUGUUCCCAUUGAUUAGUUACGUAACUUUGAGCACGUGUUUAUCAAACUGACUUUUUCAAAAUACAUCUUCAGAAGUGUGGCACCAACAACAAA
This is a messenger RNA of Daphnia pulex (common water flea), 1059 nucleotides long. RefSeq lists its product as uncharacterized. Bases 52 to 876 code for a protein of 274 amino acids. The record is from RefSeq and is a predicted model, not a curated record. The transcript has 4 exons. NCBI's taxonomy places the organism in Eukaryota, Metazoa, Arthropoda, Branchiopoda, Diplostraca, Daphniidae.